Messenger RNA from Armigeres subalbatus, 906 nucleotides. RefSeq names its product U5 small nuclear ribonucleoprotein TSSC4. The record is from RefSeq and is a predicted model, not a curated record. The coding region runs from base 113 to 826 and encodes 237 amino acids. Lineage: Eukaryota; Metazoa; Arthropoda; Insecta; Diptera; Culicidae. The transcript is spliced from 2 exons.
AAUCACGCGAGAUUUAAAAUAUUUUGUUAUUUGUAAUAAUUUCUGAUGUUUUCUUGAAUGUUUACAAAAAGUUAUCAAAAAUUCUCAAUUUUUCUGCAAAGCCUAUCUCGAAAUGAGUUUCGAGGAUAAAAAGAAGGCACUGUUCGCCAGUUUGGAAAGUGCCGAGCGCAGUAUUCCAGUGGAUUCUGUUCUACAUCAAGAAGACAACGUCGACUACAGCCGAAGUCGGUGCUCCUUGGAGCGAGGUCAAAGCGGAAGCAGGAAAGACCGACGGGCAUCCUCGGAACGAGGUCCCAUCAAGAAGUUCCGCGGCAGGGAGAGCAUAUUCAAGAGACCAGCUGCGCCGAUUUCAAAAUGUUUACCAAUGUCCCGGGUUCCAGAUUUUAAAAAAAAUCCCCAAAAAUGGACAAAAUAUUCGCUGGAGGACGUGGACAUCAGUGACCGAAGCAAUACAGCAGCCGCGUUCAGCUUUCUGCGGGAAAUAGAAAGCCAGAAACAAGAUCAGGAUCAACGACAGCAGGAAACGAUUGGUGGUGAGGAAUCGACACAUGGAUUCCGCGGAAAAUUGAAAUUUAAUCGUUCGAUUAAAUUGAAAUCUCGAUUGGAGGAGGAGGAUAACGAACCUGCUGCAGGGGAGCAAGAUAAACCAAAGGUAAAGGGUUCAAAAGUGGUUAUGCCGGAAUACGUGAUUGGGCAGAAGCAGAGGAAAAGUAAGCCAGUAAAGUUGGGAACCGCUUCAAGCAAACGCGAUAGAGCAAACGAACUGAAACUGGACCAUCUGAUUGAUGAGGAAGAUAAUUCAGAAGAUGAUGAAGGUAUGGAUUGAAUAUUUACAUUUAUUAAAUUAAAUUACAUAUAAGAUUAUCUCUUGAAUGAAAUGUAAAUACUUAUUGAAUGUCAAUUUAA